GAUUGUCAACAUUGAAGCAUCGUCAGCUCCACACUCAACUAACAUUUUUGUGUUUUACGUGUUUAUCAAAGGGGUAUAUUGAAACACAGGAUGGCUGAAGAGGAUGACGAUUACAUGUCUGAUGCUUUUCUCAGUCAAAUAUCUGACGUUAGGCCAGGUAUGCCAAUGGUGAAACGGAUGAAAGACGCGAUUAAAAAAGAGGCCAUGAUAAAAGAGAAGAAUCAACAGAGCCGUCAGAAAACCUAUAAGGAGCAGGAGCGGGAGAGUCGUGACACAGUUUUACAGACAUCUAUCAGCAAUGAAAAUAAAGGUUUUGCAAUGCUGCAAAAAAUGGGAUACAAAGCAGGCCAAGGACUUGGCAAAAAAGGAGCUGGGAGAGUUGAACCAAUUCCUAUGAACAUUAAAACAGACAGAGGAGGUGUUGGAAUGGAGGAAGUGAAGAAAAGGAAGGCUGAAGAGGAACUCCAACAUUACCGACAGAAGGUUCGAGUAAAACAACAAGUGGAGAAACAGUCACUGGAGGACUUCAGAGUAAGGAAGAGAACAGAGAGAGAAGAACGGCAGACGGAAGGUGACCUGAGGCGGAGUCAGAGGGCCUGUGAACAACUCGAUAGCCAGAAGGGAAUCACUGUUCCUCGGGAAUGUUGGUAUUGGCCAGAAAAAGAGAAGGAGGAGGACGAAGAUGAAGAGGAAGAGGAAGAGGAAUGCAAGAAAGAGGAGGACGAGGAGGAUGAGGAAGAGUUAACAUCUUUAGAUAAGCUACACUUUCUCACAUCUUACCUGAGGGGUGUGCACUUUUACUGCAUAUGGUGUGGAACAACAUACAAUGAUGAGGAAGAUCUGGAUUCAAACUGUCCUGGAGAUACAUCAGCAGACCAUGAUGAUUGACAUUGUUGAGGACUUUAUAUAUUUUCUACUCUCUGUUUCACAAUAAAAUAUGUAUAUGAACACAUUACAUGUAAAUACAAGUUUAGUGUAUUUGGACUAAUAAUUAUGUGCAUCCUUGUUUGUCAUUGUUCUGCUGUGUUUUGUUUAAUUAAAAUAUUGUCUAAGCCUA
Molecule: messenger RNA, 1057 nt
Organism: Sardina pilchardus (European sardine)
Lineage: Eukaryota; Metazoa; Chordata; Actinopteri; Clupeiformes; Clupeidae
Gene: gpatch11
Product: G patch domain containing 11
Exons: 8
Coding region: 91-888 (265 amino acids)
Cellular component (GO): kinetochore
Molecular function (GO): nucleic acid binding
Source: RefSeq, a predicted model, not a curated record